This is a messenger RNA of Emiliania huxleyi CCMP1516, 1021 nucleotides long. RefSeq lists its product as hypothetical. The record is from RefSeq and is a predicted model, not a curated record. NCBI's taxonomy places the organism in Eukaryota, Haptophyta, Isochrysidales, Noelaerhabdaceae. The transcript is spliced from 3 exons. Bases 107 to 988 code for a protein of 293 amino acids.
CUGGUCCCGCGCGCGCUGGGUGUUAGAGCUCUUGUCCGGCUCUUGUCGCAGGCCGCGGCGGUGCUGAGUGACCUCGCUGACAACGCCGACAACCAGGUGGCGAUCGAUGCUGCGCAUCGCUCUCGCCCUAGCGGCCCUGCCUCACGCCUCCGCCUUUGCGCUCCCGGCUCACACGCACUCGAGCAGCCCGGUCGUGUUGGCGCCGGCGGCUCGUUCUUGUGUCGUCCGCGUCGGCCGUGCCCUCAUGGGGCGCGCCGAGAAGCGGAUGGCCAAGAAGCGUUCGCGGAAGGGCCCGCAAUACCAGGGCGGGCGGCCGCUGCGCGCGCCGAGCGGAGCGAAAAGCAACGACGUGGUGCCGCGCAGCGUGGUGCUCGGGCGGCUGAAGGAGGUGCCUGUCUUUGGGCUGAUGAGCGCCGCGGGAGGACUCGUGCAGCAGGACGGCGAGGUGACGUACUACCUCUCGCCGCGCGAGGCGGAGAAAGCGCGCGCAGCCGUGGCGGGCGGCGCGAGGCUCGUCGCAAAGACGCUCGACGAGGUCUACUUCGACCAGACCGCUCGUCUGAAGCCCGCCGACUCUGCUCUGCGCGAGGCAAAGACCAUCCCGCAGGAGCGCGCCCUCGUGCAGCGCUGCAGCACGCCUCUCUUUUGCAUCGACGGGAUGCAGACCACCGCCACCGAGUCGGGGGCCACGUCGCUGCCCAUCUUUUUCUCAAAGGCGGAGCUGCUCGACUUUGCGACGCCCGUGUACGGCGCCAGGGCCGAGGACCAGGUCCUGCUGACCGACCUGCCUGUGGUCGUGUCCAACGUGGUCCAGGGGCCGGCGGGGCUGCUGCGCGACGCGAGGUUCUUCCCCGAGGCGAAGGCGGUGGAGGAGGCGGCGAGGCAGGGAGCGAGCGAGCGGCAGGACCUGUUUGGGACGGCGGGGACGCUGGAGGCGGAGAGGGAAAGGGAGGGCCGGUUCGGUGGCAUGAAGCUGCCAUGGAUGUAAUGACACCUAAAACAUUUAAUGCUCUUGCGAUUA